Messenger RNA from Salvelinus sp. IW2-2015, 2373 nucleotides. NCBI's taxonomy places the organism in Eukaryota, Metazoa, Chordata, Actinopteri, Salmoniformes, Salmonidae. The record is from RefSeq and is a predicted model, not a curated record.
GUGUGUCGUCCGAAGAACCCGGCUCUUCCUCGGGCCUGGAACACCAGCCUGGUGAUUAAUGUAUACUUCCCACCCCAGCAUCCAGUAAUCCAGGGCCUGGACAGAGAAGGCCUGGUGAAGAGGGGGACCAUGUUGAAGCUGGUUUGUGUGUCCCAGGGAGGGAAUCCACUGGCCACCCUACACUGGACCAAGAAUGGGGAGGUGAUUUCCACCAGCUGGGAGGUGGACACAGAGUCACGACGGGCCAUUAGCUACCUGACCCUGCAGGUUAAACCACAGGACAACCAGGCCGAGCUGCGCUGUGAAAGCGUCAACCAGGUGACCCCUGUCCCUCUGUCCGACAGCCUCAAGAUCACUGUCCUCUUUGAGCCAAAGAAGGUGAUGGUGCAGGGGUCGUUCGAGGCGAGAGAGGGGGAGGAGGUGACCCUGUGCUGGACCAGGCACAAUGGAGACCACGGGGGGAAGAGAACCAUGUCUAACCUGACCCAUGUUGUCUCUCGGGAGGAGAACGGGCUGCCCCUCACCUGUGAGACCUUCAACAAGGGCACAUGCUUCUCCAAGAGCCAGUCCACCAACCUCAUUGUUUUCUACCCUCCUCAGAAGGUGUGGAUAGAAGCCCCUCCCCCAGAGGUUCCUCUGAGCUCAGGGACCAUCACCUUCAUCUGCUUCUCUAGUGGGGGAAGCCCCAAAGGAACCCUCAACUGGUACAAGGAUGGUAAGGUUUUAUUAGACUACCCCAAACAGGUGCUCUCUGAUAAAGGCGUGUCCAAAGAACUGGUUUUGCGCCUCCAGCCAAGUGACAACAUGGCUACCUACCACUGUAAUGCCACCAAUAAGGCCUAGAUGGUCCUCAACGCCUCUGUCAAACUCAUGGUCCAGUUCCCUGCAGUGAGUGUGACAAUCAUAGCCAAGCAGAAAGAGCUGCGUCGGGACCAAAACAUCAGUCUGGACUGCCUGUCUGGGAGCAGCAACCCCCAGGCCAACAUCUCCUGGAGCCUGCGCCCAACCAGACUGAAAGGAGUGGAUCAGGCUCCUAGGAACACAACAUUUGGCGAUGUGCCAGUAAGCAGUACUUUGUCCCUCCCCCUGUCCUCCCAGCACCAUGGCCAGAGGAUCACCUGUCAGGCCUACAGCUCUCUGCUGUCUGAGGGAGUCAACACCUUUUACAAGCUCAAUGUCCUCUAUCCCCCAGAGUUCAGCCCUGAACAUCCCCAGAAGAUACAGGUAGUGGAAGAUGAGACAGCCAUCCUUCCCUUGCUGGUCUCGGCCAAUCCAGAUGACGUCUCCUGCAGUUGGCUUUACCGCAAGGAGCUGCACAAAGAAGGAUACUCGGUACCACUUUAUGAGAGCACAGAGUUUGAGAUCUGGAAUGUGACAAGGAAAGACACCGGGGUCUACACCGUGAACUGUACCAACGAGGUGGGGUCUGACAAUACCACCAUCACUCUGGACGUACAGUAUGUCCCUAGUGUGAAGAUGGAGGAGGGCCCAGUGUAUGUGCACAUUGGGGAGACAGCAGACCUGUUUUGUGUAGCAGAUGCUAACCCCAUCAUCAACACUGACAUGUUCUCCUGGAAAUGGCUGGGCGAGGGGGAGAUGGAGGAGAUGGGGGAGCAGAGCCAGGAUGAGGCCACUGGGCAGCUGACCAUCCAAGGGGCGACUCGGGCCAACGCCGGUCGCUACCUGUGCACUGCCAACAACACCAUAGUGCCCCCUGCCAGCGUGGCAGUCCAGCUGGUGGUGCGCUGUGGGUCUAACGAGCUCUACCAAGAUCUAUCAAUCAUCGUGUCUAAAAUGUCGUGUGAAUACAUCAUGGUUAAGCCAGAGCUCCAGAAGGGGGGAGCACCAGAACAGUUGAGGUGGUGUGCCAGGGAGAGGGUACCAGAGAAGACAGUUAGGGAGGGCUCAUUACACACCAGCACGGUAACCGUGGUGAACGUGAGUGCAGCGCUGGACUACGCAGUAUUCACCUGCACUGCUCGCAACACUCUGGGAGAAGACACACUCAACAUCCAACUGCUCAGCACCAAUCAACCACAUCCUCCAUCCUUCCGCCUGGUCAGCUUCACCCAUGCUUCUGCAACUCUAGAAUGGAUCCCAGGCUUCGAUGGGGUCUUGGAGCAGAGAUUCCAUGUCAGCUACCGUUGGGCUGACUCGAGUUUCCUCUACGUGGAUGUGUUCCCUCCGAGAGCAAACAUCUUCAUUGUGACAGGCCUGUCCCCCGCCACUACAUACAACUUUUCUGUCAACGCACUCAACUCCAUGGGAGAGAGCGGCUACGCAGACAACAACUCAGUACUCACCAUCACCACCGAGGAGUGGGAAGGAACAGUCCAGGAAGAGGAUCCCUUAGGGGAGGUCUUCUAUCAAUGA